This is a messenger RNA of Cydia fagiglandana, 4384 nucleotides long. It is a transcript of the gene AdipoR, whose product is annotated as adiponectin receptor protein. Gene Ontology annotation, biological process: adiponectin-activated signaling pathway. The coding region runs from base 358 to 1518 and encodes 386 amino acids. The record is from RefSeq and is a predicted model, not a curated record. Gene Ontology annotation, molecular function: signaling receptor activity. Lineage: Eukaryota; Metazoa; Arthropoda; Insecta; Lepidoptera; Tortricidae. The transcript has a single exon. Gene Ontology annotation, cellular component: plasma membrane.
UCGGAAAAUCAUGGCGCUCGGUCGGAGUGUAGACUAGAUUGACGACGACAGUUACUUUCUUGCAGCUGUUCGCUUGCUGCGUGAUACGUCCUGACUCCGGAGUUACUUGCGAUUGGACAUUGAUCAUUAACAAAAUUAUAGUUCAUAUGUUCGUAAUAUUCUGUUGUGUGAGCUCAUCACACGAAUUAGAUAAGUGAAAUCUUGCGACAUUUAACAAAAGAUAUUGCAUUGUGUGCACUGUGGUUUUAGUGACGUAACUGGAUUUCUCGCAAACUGCCCUCGUGUUUACCGUUAAAGGUCGCCUAUGUGUCGUCGUGUCGUCUAAUGUUUUUGAUUGACGCGUGAAAAACAGUCAAGAUGUGGGAGUUGGACUCCGAUUCGGGGUCGCAUAGCGUGUCGUCCGACGGGCUGCGACGGCGUCAAGGAUGGGACCCCGAGGGCGAGAGCUUGGCCUCGCACAUGGACGAGCUGGACGAGGUGCUCGCGGAGGAGGAGGAGGGCUGUCCUCUACCGUCCACGCCCGAGGACCAACAUCUGCUCGACGCGGAGAUGGCCGAAGUGUUGAAAGCGGGCGUUCUGUCUGACGAGAUCGACCUGGGAGCGCUAGCUCACAACGCCGCGGAGCAAGCGGAGGAGUUUGUGCGCAAAGUGUGGGAAGCGUCGUGGAACGUGUGCCACUUCCGCCACCUACCCCGUUGGCUGCAAGACAACGACUACCUCCACAAGGGCCACCGUCCGCCCCUGCCUUCCUUCAGCGCCUGCUUCGCCUCCAUCUUCCGCAUCCACACUGAAACUGGCAACAUCUGGACCCAUCUCCUCGGCUGCGUGGCCUUCAUCGGCGUCGCCAUCUACUUCCUAACUCGACCAUCCAUCGAAAUUCAAAUGCAAGAGAAAAUGAUUUUCGGCGUAUUCUUUGUGGGAGCUAUUAUUUGCCUCGGCUUUUCGUUUGCGUACCACACACUCCACUGUCACUCUGAAAUGGUUGGGAAAUUGUUUUCAAAGCUUGAUUACUGUGGAAUAGCAUUACUCAUAAUGGGGUCAUUUGUUCCUUGGUUGUACUACAGUUUCUACUGCCACUACAGACCAAAGAUUAUUUAUCUAUCUGUAGUUGUUGUUUUAGGAAUACUUUCUAUAAUAGUGUCGCUUUGGGAUAGAUUCUCGGAGCCGAGACUGCGGCCGCUUAGAGCCGGAGUGUUUAUGGGCUUCGGUCUUUCUGGGGUGGUGCCAGCUAUUCAUUAUGGGAUCACGGAGGGCUGGUUCACUCAGGUCAGCAAGGCAUCACUGGGCUGGUUGGUUCUGAUGGGUCUUCUUUACAUUCUUGGAGCUAUGUUCUACGCCCUGCGCGUCCCAGAGAGAUGGUUCCCUGGGAAGUGUGACAUCUGGUUCCAGUCCCAUCAGAUCUUCCAUGUGCUUGUGAUUGUGGCAGCCUUUGUCCACUAUCAUGGCAUCAGCGAGUUGGCCUCCUACCGGGUGACCGUCGGCGAAUGCACCAUGCCCCCCUCUUCCAUAGCUUUUUAGCCCCUUAUAAAUUGUGAUAGUAGACCAUAAAUAAAUUAGUAGGAAAAUACAUUCAAUGACUACACACACAUUAUAUUUUUUUUACAUGUUGAUUUUAAUUGCAUUUGGAUAUUUAUUUUUAUUUGUAAACUGCAGUUUUUAAAGUAACAAUUAUGUAUUUAAAUAAAACACAAAGCUUUAGAAAUUUAUAACGAUUGGCUAUUCUAAAGGGCUUAAAACUUAUUUAUUUGUCUUAAAAAUGUUUGUUGAUCAUUAUUGUUACAAUUGUUUGAAUUUUGAAUAGUUACCCCCUUAUUCAUACCAAACCUCAAUUAGAUAAUAAUCGUUUGUCUUUAUCUGUCAUUCUGACUUAUAUAUUUGUAAGAAAAGGAUAAAACAAUUUAACUAAAGUCAGUCCCGUAAAGUCUUAUGAAUAAGGGGGAGAGUUUCUAAUGUACUUUGCACUAAAUAUUGCACAUUUUGUUUCAUUUAGCGUGUAGUUUUAGGACUUUUAGGGUAGUUUGGAUUAUUUUUUAUCUUUAUCUCAUUCUUGUACUUAAUAUUCUGUUCUGUAUAAACAGCAACACUCUGUCCAUCGGUGGACCUUAUUACAAAAGGCAUAAGGUCCACCGAUGGUCAGUUAAGUGUGGGUGAUGGUACAACAUUUUGUUCCUGCAUAUAAUCUAGUGAUUGUGAAUCACAUAAAAAAAUGAACUGACCACAAUACAAGCCCAAGAUUCACACAUUGCCCAUGGUCCCAAAAAUUGAUGAUUAGUAAACCUCUUGUGCAAGUUUUGAACUGAUUUCCAUGCUCUAAUUACUUUGUAUAUCAUUAUAACAGUUUUCCAUUUCAUAACUCAUCCUUCAUUGAUUAAUGUGUUUGCAUAAGUAUAGUGUACAUUGUAGUUAAUUUCUUGAAUCUCAUACUUAGUUACUGAGACAUGUAUUGUUACUUGACAGUCCAUAAUAUCCAUACAGCAAACCUAAUUUGCUAUUACACACAAAGUAUGAAGAUUGUGACGGAUUUCUUUGCUUUCAAACUCUGUUCUCAUAUGUUUCACUGUUUCUAUAUUUAAUGUUAAUUCUGUCAUCAUAUUUUUGCCAAAACCUUGAAACAACUAAUUGAUAGAAGUCACAGAAAUAAACUCCAUGCUUCAAGCUAAAAUGGUGGCUUUGACUGUCAAGUAAAUACUAAAAUAGUAUUAUUACGGGUCUUCUAUACUAUUUCAAUACAAUUUCUUCUUUAACAUUCCAUCAUUUCAAAUUAAAUAACCAUAUUCUCAGAUACAUAUUUUGUGGGAUAUUUUCUCUGUCUUUGUUUUAGAAUUUUUUUGAGAUUUAGUUUACAUUUUCAACACAGCAAACCAUUGAAAAAUCGCAGACACAGAGCUCAUCAACUCAUCAACUUUCUAGAAAUUAAAUCAAAUUGUAGUCUGCAACUCUGCACUAAAAUAAGAAAAUAAGCAUAAAGUUAAUAAAAGUUAUUCUAAAUUGUUGUAAGUGUUCAUAAAUGUAAAGAUUUUAUGAGAAAAAAAAAGUUACGGAGGUAAGUAAGUACAUACCUUUAAAUACAGUGCAUUGGUAUGAUGAAAAAAAUGCUUAAGUUAUUUGUGUACCUAGUAUUAGAUAACUGAAAGAUGGUGUAAAAUUCCUAAUAAAAACCGUAAAAUGUAAAAAAAAAUAUUGCUUUAUACAAAACAUUAAAAUUUGUCGUUUCGUUAUUGUGAUGAGUGAUCCAGUACUGGCAUAUCAAGGAUAGUCGGCUUAGAUUUGACUGACAAUGAAAGACAAUAUUUUCCACGUUGUGUACAGUCAGCUGUAAUAAUGUCUUGUACGACGAACAAAAUAUAUUGUGCAGAAGGGUGAUUUUAUUUAAAGUUGUACACUACACUUUUUUUGAGUCCUGGUAGGUACCUACCUAGGUUUUGUCUUUUAUUUCCAUACCGUUAGCAUUUCCAUAGACUUUGUACAACGGUAACGAAAAAUGUACCUAUGGAAAUUUUGGGACCCUCUUUCUUCUAUAAGGAUCGAAAGGGCUCGUGACUCUGACCAGAAAUAACAUCAAAAUUCCAAAAUCGGAAAAAGUGUAGUAUACAUCUUUAAAUAAAGUGACCCUGAAAUAUGUGAGGUUCGUUUUCAAAAUGUGACUGUACAUUUAUUGCAUAUUUAAAAAUUAUACUACCUGUUCAGCUAUGCAGUAUACCGGACCCCAUUUAAUGAGAGCAUCAGUCUACCAAAAAAACUAUCGAAUUGAAUUCCAACGUUCAAAUCGUAGUUUCGUGAUUUAAACAUACAAUUUUUUUUCUUAUACACCCAGAACUGAGGUAAGGGGAUUCAGGGAAUACUGCGUAGUGUAAUAGGCAAAGCGUGGUGUUAAAAUUAUAUUAUUGGUUAAUUAUUUCUGAAAAACAAAGAGACCCAGUUUAAAAACUGGUGUUUGGGCACAAUAUAUGGCUUCAGAUAUAAUUUUAAUACAUGUGUCUGUAGUCUGUAUCUUUAGCUAGUUAAAUAAAAGUCAACAAACGAUUUGUACAUUUUCGGGUAAGUAGUUAUAACAUUUGUUGGUUAACCAACCAAAUACAAAACAGCCUGGAUCAGUCACUGAACAACCUGACUGUAACCUACCAUAUUUGAUCAUGUAAUGGCUUAAGGAGCCAUUUGAGGGUUUUGUUUACUUUUAUUUAAAUACCUAUAUAUACAGAGUUUAAUCGAACUUAUUGUACUGUUUAGAAAUAAAUAGAAGUUAGGGUAUAUCUAAAACUAAAAGAUGGUUGCGUAAAAUUAAGAAUUCACUUAUGAGAUAUUUGUUAAAAAAAAAUAUUUUUGUUUAGCAUUAUUGUUUGGUGGGAUAAAAUUAUUAUGUAAUAAAAUAAAUUAAAUACCAUGA